Hyposmocoma kahamanoa is the source of this 1355-nucleotide messenger RNA. RefSeq names its product trypsin-7-like. The coding region runs from base 59 to 1009 and encodes 316 amino acids. The record is from RefSeq and is a predicted model, not a curated record. Gene Ontology annotation, molecular function: serine-type endopeptidase activity. NCBI's taxonomy places the organism in Eukaryota, Metazoa, Arthropoda, Insecta, Lepidoptera, Cosmopterigidae. The transcript has 8 exons. Gene Ontology annotation, biological process: proteolysis.
UUAUUUAGGAUUUUUGAAAUUUUAUUAAUUGUACAAUGGACACUGGAUAAAGAUAGUGAUGUUGUGUUAUAGUUAUUUAGUAUUGAUUGCAUUUUUAAGUAGGUUUAAGGGUUUUGUUGACAGCGCAGCAACUACGGUGACUACAAAGUCGGAGUUAGAAUGCGAGUUCCCGCCAAAGCUGGAGGAAGACCUGACACACGUGCGCCGGAAACGGCUUACAACAGAAACUGGUCUCGUCUGUUUGGAGGAUUAUCCAUAUACUGUAUCUAUCAGAUUGCAUGGAAAACAUUGGUGUGGAGGAGCAAUCGUUGGAAAUCAAUGGAUAUUGACCGCUGCCCAAUGCUUCGACUAUGUAACCAAAGAAGAAGUAUCAAUAAGAAUUGGCUCGGUUUUCCGCGACUUUGGAGGCAGAAUCCUCUCAGUGUUAGAGAUUAAACGGCAUCCCGAUUACAGAAUGGACCAGUACUACCCAGAACACAACCUUGCCUUGGUCAAAGUCAACAUUAUAAUAAAUCCUUCUGCAAGAUCGCAGCCAGUAAAGCUGGCCAUCGCAAAUGCUGAUAUGCCACCUCACUCGGGCGAAACUAUUGUCACGGGAUACGGAUCUGUGGUUUCCGGCCAGAUUCGAGAAGGAGAAAAUCAGGAGUUACGGAGAAUGAUUGUCAAAGAAAUACCUAGAUCAGAAUGUAGACUGGCCUAUGGGAACGAUUAUCAACUACAACACGACCAUAUGUGCUUACAGAGCGUCGUGAAGGGAGUCGCUUUGUGUGCUGGGGACAUUGGCGACCCGGCGGUACAUUUCAGCGGUGUCAAUCGAGAUGGAACCCUGUUUGGUAUUGCGCUAUUCUCAGGAAUUGAAGAGUGCUCAUACAAGAGUAAACCUGGAGUUUUUGCUAAGGUGUCAUACAGCAGAGUGUGGAUCGACAGAGUGCUGAGAGAACUGCCAGAAAUAGAGCAAACAGAAAGCGCGGACAGCGAAGAGAAUGCCAUACCAUUAGAGUUAAACUAAUUCUGAGAAAACAUAUAUUUAUGACGUAAUAAACGUUGACAAAAUGAAAAAACUUAAGGAAGCUUGUCAAUUUGGAGCUUUAGACACCUGAGUUAGAAUGUCUUCAUAAUUUUCGUGUUUGUGUCUUCUGUUUAGGAAUGAAUAUUGUUUCUAAACAGGCCAAGCUUUGUAACGAACACCAGCUGUUAUCAUCUAAUUCAAUUAUGAUUAGAAACAAUCAAAAAGUGAAAAAAAUUACUGAGAAUUAAAUUGCAAAUUGCCUUCCUAUAGAAAUAUAUAUCGAGUCCACAUCGGUUUAGUAUUUGUGGUAUUUUUGUGGUUCAAAGUUAGAGAUAGACGAACUUGA